Messenger RNA from Cordyceps militaris CM01, 579 nucleotides. RefSeq names its product DNA-directed RNA polymerase III, putative. The transcript has 5 exons. The record is from RefSeq and is a predicted model, not a curated record. NCBI's taxonomy places the organism in Eukaryota, Fungi, Ascomycota, Sordariomycetes, Hypocreales, Cordycipitaceae. Bases 1 to 579 code for a protein of 192 amino acids. Gene Ontology annotation, cellular component: RNA polymerase III complex. Gene Ontology annotation, biological process: DNA-templated transcription; transcription initiation at RNA polymerase III promoter.
AUGUUUAUCCUAACCAAAAUCUCCGACCUGGUACAAAUUGCGCCAGAAGACUUUUCCAAGCGCAGUAUAAUCGCCAUUGAAGACAACAUUAAUGCAAAAUACUCCAACAAGGUUAUUCAGAAAAUCGGCUUAUGCAUAUGCCUAUAUGAUAUUCUAUGGACGUCAGAGGGACUCAUUGGCAAUGGUACGGGACUGGUCAAUGUAAAUGCCGAGUUUCGAAUGAUUGUCUUUCGCCCAUUCAAAGGUGAAGUCCUCAUCGGCCGCAUACGUAGCUCCACGCCAGCCGGUAUCAAUGUACGGACAGACUUCUUCGACGACAUCUUUGUGCCGUUUGAGGAGCUGCCUCCUGGUGCUGAAUACAACCACUCUGAACAGCUAUGGAUCUGGAGUGUGGAUGAGCAGAGACUAUUCUAUGAUACCCACGAAAUGGUGCGCCUACAGGUGGUUGAUGAGGAAUGGCACGACCAGACCCCCAUUGGCCCUACACAGGCUGAAGACUCGCCUAUCAAGACACCCUACCGCAUCAAAGGCAGCAUGGCUAAGGAAGGUCUCGGCGUUUGCCUUUGGUGGGACUCAUAG